Messenger RNA from Akanthomyces muscarius, 750 nucleotides. RefSeq lists its product as uncharacterized. The transcript is spliced from 3 exons. Lineage: Eukaryota; Fungi; Ascomycota; Sordariomycetes; Hypocreales; Cordycipitaceae. The record is from RefSeq and is a predicted model, not a curated record. Bases 1 to 750 code for a protein of 249 amino acids.
AUGGCCAAGCCGAUUGCAAUCAUCGCCGGAGCCGGUCCCGGCACGGGCGCCGCCAUUGCCCGCCGAUUCGCCCGGGCGUACCCGGUCGUGCUGCUCUCCCGAUCGCAGGGAUCACUCGAUCCCCUAGUCGCCGAGAUUGAAAAGGUCAACGGCGGCGGCUCGGCCGUCGGCAUCCCGACCGACGUCACCGACAAGGCCAGCAUGGCGUCUGCCAUGGACAAGGUCCGCGAGCGCUUCGGCGGCGGCGACGAGCUCGUCGUGGCGGCGGCCGUGUACAAUGUCGCGAGCAAGUUUACCCGCAGGCCGUUUCUGGAGCAGAGCGAGGCGGAGUUUAUGAACAGCCUGGAGCCGUCCAUCAAGGGCGCGUACAACUUUGCGCAGGCGACGCUGCCGCUGAUGAAGGGGCAGGAGAAGCAGCAGUACCCGCCGACUCUAAUCUUUACAGGCGCCACGGCUUCGGUCAAGGGCGGCUCCGGGCUGGCCGCGUUUGCGAUGAGCAAGUUUGGCAUCCGCGCCAUGGCGCAGUCUCUGGCGCGCGAGUUUGGGCCCCAGGGCGUGCAUGUCAGCCAUGUCAUCAUGGACGGCGUCAUUGAUACCGAAAAGACAAAGACAAAGGAGUACAGCAAGGACAUUCCGGAUUCCAAAAUCGACCCAGCCGGGAUUGCCGAGUCGUAUUGGUUUCUGCACACGCAACCUCGCGCUGCCUUUACGCACGAAAUCGACAUCAGGCCGUACGUGGAGAAAUGGUAA